This is a messenger RNA of Bactrocera tryoni, 1186 nucleotides long. RefSeq lists its product as uncharacterized. Lineage: Eukaryota; Metazoa; Arthropoda; Insecta; Diptera; Tephritidae. The record is from RefSeq and is a predicted model, not a curated record. Bases 128 to 979 code for a protein of 283 amino acids. The transcript is spliced from 4 exons.
AGCACGAGUACUAACGCAGCUACUUCUGUUCACAAUUGGUAUUUCACACAACAAGGCGAUAUGUCCGCGCGGCACACAUUUGGAUAAAUUGAAAUUUAGUCUCGUACGCACGUGUCAGCGCUCAGAAAUGCCGGCAAUCGCCUAUAAGAAUGCAUUUACCUUGGAGGAUUGCGUGCGUGAGGCGAAAUCAGCGCGCGGCUUAGCUUUGAAUUUUGGCACGCGCUUAAGAAGCAAGCAGAUGGGGGCGGGUAGUGAUGCUUUUGCAAUACUGCUAACGAGGUUGCAACAAAGUAUGAUCACGCGUCCCAACUCGACACACAAUAAAGAAAAUCGGCAAAGCGUCUGGCAGCAGCCACAACACCACUUCAAUUGUCACAUACUCGCUUGCCCCGAGAACAACACAAUGCGUAGUCUGGUGAAUGACAGUCGCUACGAUUACUAUAGCUUAUAUGGCGAGUCAAUCGCAACACGCAAUUACACCUGCGUACCACAAGUGGGCUUGUUUCAGUUGCAGGUGAGGUCGGCGAGUUUCGUUAAUGCCACACGGUAUUGCCGCAAUGCAACAGAUAUUGGUGGCGUGGCCAUGUUGGCGCAUGUUGCGUCAGCAUUACGCACGAAUGCGUUUGCGGCGCUGCUACGUAACUAUAAUGAGGCAGCGAGGCAACAGCGGGAACGUCAGCACACCUUGGCUUAUGUGGGCCUGCAUUUCAAUCGCUCCUACAGCAGUGAAGCUAUUGAGUAUAGAAAUAUUGAACAGGAACCCUUACAUUGCUUUCAAUACGCAGCGUGGGCGCCGGGUCAUCCUCGCACCGGGGAAAUGCUUGCGAAUGUAAGCUGCGUUGCCGUGAGCAGCGAGAACACCUGGCUGACGGUAGAUUGUGAGCGUGAAUUACCUUCUAUAUGCGAGAUUUAUACGUCGAGAAGUGUUUUGAAUGAAACGUUUAUUAUUGAAGGCAUAUGUGCACUCAAAACUUCAUAAUAUUUUAGACUUAUUUUACUUUACUUUAAGAGCUUGUAUCUUAAAGAAAAAAAUAAGUACUAACGCGAAAAGAAAUAAUAAUAAUAAAAUGCGAAUACCUCCUGCAAUAAAUGUUUUCUGUAAAUACAGUUACAUUUCCGAACGGAAGCUCUUCCACAUUUCAAUUACAACUCAGCUAUACUGCAAUAGGUGGCGCCACAUAGCAAU